Serpula lacrymans var. lacrymans S7.9 is the source of this 1478-nucleotide messenger RNA. RefSeq lists its product as uncharacterized. NCBI's taxonomy places the organism in Eukaryota, Fungi, Basidiomycota, Agaricomycetes, Boletales, Serpulaceae. The coding region runs from base 56 to 1369 and encodes 437 amino acids. The record is from RefSeq and is a predicted model, not a curated record. The transcript has a single exon. Gene Ontology annotation, molecular function: protein binding.
GUAUACUGCUCUCGAUUCACCGUCUAUCGGAGACCUCGCUAUCGCUGGCUCGUUGAUGCGUGAGUUAGAUAUUCGUGUUCCCGAUUUUAUCAUCCCAGACGGGAUGAUCCGCCUAUUUUACGAACGCGCAAAGCGAUUGGAAAAAGGUUCUAUUGCUGAACUACUCUACAAACACACUCAGUUGCCCCCUGUAUUGGAGCGCGUCCAAUAUCCGCCGCCUCGAGGCCCUACCUUGACUUGGUUCAUGGACCAUCUCACCACGGGCAGCAGAAAUAUGCAUCUCGCCCGCCUGCUCGCGAAACAAGUCGUCGAUGGGUUCGAGCUCAUCCCUGUGCAAGAUCGCGCGAGCUUUAUAAUUCUAACUGCCGCUCACGGUUUUGCUGUACAAGCGAGAGCGCUGUGGGAAAGAUAUGCCCAGGGAAGAGACCGCGAUGUCGUCGUGGGCAAUGCGGCUGCUAUGAUACGUGUGGUCAGCCUUUUCUCAGAUUUGAUCUCACGCACCAGGAAAAAGGUGGAUAACAUGGAGGUGGGGAAAGAUGAUGAGGCUGAAGGAGUCGAGAGUCUGAACCGGGAAUACUACGAACAACAGUUGGACGUAUUUAGCGAGUUCGCUUUCCGUGUACUUGGGGAGUUUCGUCAGUCCAUUGAACCCUUGGAGGAUGCAGACCACUAUCAUUUAACGGCAUUGGCACGGGCAUAUUUUGUGCUUGGGCGUGUCUCGGACGGUUUUGACACGUUCAAAGUUAUAUUGGACCGUAAGGAGGUACCCGACACACAUGACAUCAAUGUUGCAUUAUCAGCGAUGGCAGAAUAUUCACCCAGGAAUGCAGCAGGGAUGAUUGAACGGAUGAUAGAGAGAGGCGUGUCCCCUGAUGCUGUAACGUUUGGGACGGUGCUUCAUCACUCCGUUGUUCACGGCGAUAUGGAUCUGGUAUGCAGCCUGAUCAACCGGGCUCAAGAACUGGACCGCGGAGAACUGUCACUGAAAGCUGUGGCUGCGCUGAUCAGAGCGAGUGUCAAAAUGGAAGACGAGGACAAGGGAACGCUGAAGACGAAUCUGCGCCGGGCAAUGGGCAUCAUACGGUCGAUGAAGGACAUGGAGAUCGUGUGCACGCCGAAUACGGGGAAAUACUGUAUAUUUGCGUCGCUGCACGUUGAUGAACCUGUGAUGGCAUUCAAGUUUUGGGACAUGCUGGUGAAGGCGAAGACGGAGUGGGAUGAUAGGGAGCAGUCGUUCCAGCGGCGGCUGAUAGCGUCGAUGAUUCGCAGACACUAUCAGGCAGGGUGGCUGAGUCGUGACCGUGGAAUGCUGAUGCUUGGACGGCUGAGGGAGAAGCCAGGACGGGCGAUGAUAGAGCGGACAGAAUAGUAGGAUAGGAUAGACUAGAAUACGUCUCACACUUAAUUAUCGACAUGAUGCUACAGAGAACAAGGCUCGGUUAGAUUUGGAGAUCAUGAAUUUUAUUUUAUUUACCGGU